AUGCAGCAUCAGACCAAAGCAGCUGCUCGUCGAGGUUUGUUGCCAUUAGAAAGUCGUCUGCUUACCAAAGUCAUGGCGUUAUUCAAACAGAGUUGCUGUGUUGCUGGUCGAUUCUCCACACACCAUUCAUGGCUGACUUAUAGAUGUGUGCCACACGUUUUCUCCAACUGUCUUUCAUCUGUGGCCACAUCCUCCUCAGCCCCGACUGAGAGAAAGAUGGGGCAGCUGAGUGACGAUGGGCCCGAUCUGCAAGACUUCAUUUCUGGAGAACUGUCGGAUAAAAGCAAGUGGACAGAAUACAAAGGCAACCUGAGGAGACAGAAAGGAGAGAGGCUACGGCUUCCUCCGUGGCUCAAGACAGAGAUCCCCAUUGGAAAGAAUUACAACAAGCUGAAAAACACACUGAGAGACCUGAACCUUCAUACUGUGUGUGAGGAGGCCAGGUGUCCAAACAUUGGAGAGUGCUGGGGAGGAGGGGAGCAUGCCACAGCCACCGCCACCAUCAUGUUGAUGGGAGACACUUGCACCCGUGGGUGUAGGUUCUGCUCAGUGAAGACGGCCCGUCGUCCACCACCUCUUGAUCCAGACGAGCCCUACCACACAGCCCAGGCCAUCGCUGCGUGGGGUCUGGACUAUGUGGUUCUCACCUCAGUGGACCGUGAUGACAUUGCUGAUGGUGGCGCUGAGCACUUUGCAAAAACAGUUUCUAACAUAAAAGAACGGAAUCCUAAGCUCCUGGUGGAAUGUCUGACCCCUGAUUUCCGUGGUGACCUGGCAGCAGUGGAGAGAGUGGCCCUGUCAGGGUUAGAUGUUUAUGCCCACAACGUGGAGACUGUGAGAGAACUGCAGAGGUUUGUGCGAGACCCAAAAGCCAACUUUGACCAGUCUCUGAGUGUCCUGAAACACGCUAAAAAGGUCAACCCGGCUCUGCUCACCAAGACGUCCAUCAUGCUCGGACUGGGGGAGAGUGACCAACAGAUACACAACACUUUAACUGAGCUGAGAGAGGCAGAAGUGGACUGUCUGACUCUGGGCCAGUACAUGCAGCCCACUAAACGCCACCUGAAGGUGGAUGAAUACAUCACUCCGGAGAAGUUUAGCUACUGGGAAAAGGUCGGAAAUGAUAUGGGCUUUGCUUACACUGCCAGUGGGCCACUGGUGAGAUCCUCCUACAAAGCAGGUGAGUUCUUCCUGAAGAAUCUCCUGAAGAAGAGAAGAACAGCGGUCACCAAGGAAGAAUAAUAGAACAGCUGAACCACGGCCCGGGCUACAAUCUCAGCUCUGCUGUAAAAACCACAGGAAUAACUCUGUUAUCUCAAUCCUGGUAAUCAGUGGUUCAAUCACUGCAGCGUCUACUUCACUGACCCACCUGUGACAACGCAGAGAUGAAAGAGAAGAAUGGCCGUUAGUGGCCUGCAGUCAUGUGACCCGUCAUUCCCAGAGACUGCUGGGACCAACACAGAUGUUCUGUUAGAGUGGUUGGUGCCGGAGGGGGAAAGGGGUGGGGACAAGAGUCAAAAUGUUUUGACUCUUGUCGUUUCAACAUUUUUAUUUAACAUUAAUUUCAUCAUGUGCAAUUUUACUGAGAGCUUUCAAAAAGUGAGACACAGUUGGAAGGAUUAUGUGGCAAUAAUGCAUAUUACAAUUAAAGAAAUAAAGGAAGAUUUUUAUUUUCAGA
Molecule: messenger RNA, 1678 nt
Organism: Cynoglossus semilaevis (tongue sole)
Lineage: Eukaryota; Metazoa; Chordata; Actinopteri; Pleuronectiformes; Cynoglossidae
Gene: lias
Product: lipoic acid synthetase
Exons: 11
Coding region: 1-1242 (413 amino acids)
Biological process (GO): lipoate biosynthetic process
Cellular component (GO): mitochondrion
Molecular function (GO): lipoate synthase activity; 4 iron, 4 sulfur cluster binding
Source: RefSeq, a predicted model, not a curated record